CUCUCUGCAAACAACAUACUCAACCAUCGAUCCAAUUGAACUCAGAAUUCACUGAAGAAAUCAGCUGUUUCUCUUCUUCUUUUUAUUUUUAUAGAUAAGAAAAACAAAAGUUAUUAUGUAUAACAGUAAUCAUAGUAUUACGGAUGUCGAGACUGAUGAUGUUGAAAGCGAAGUUGGGGAGAGUACUUACAGUAGACCUCUUUUGAUUAAGAGAGUGAACGUCACAUCCCAGAUCGCUCUCGUCGGCGCCAAAAUUUGCCCCGUCGAGAGCCUUGAUUACGAGAUUCCAGAAAAUGAAUUAGUCAAUGAGGAUUGGCGGUUGAGGAGGAAGAUCCAAGUAUUUCAGUAUGUUCUGCUAAAGUGGGCAUUUGCACUUAUUAUAGGCGUAAGCACUGGCUUAGUUGGCAUCUUUAACAAUAUAGCAGUUGAGAAUAUUGCCGGGUUCAAGCUGCUGCUCACCACAGAGCUCAUGCUGAAGCACAGAUAUUACAAGGCUUUUAUGACAUAUGCCGGCUGCAAUUUAGGUCUUGCAACAUUAGCUGCGGCCCUUUGUGCUUUUAUUGCUCCGGCAGCGGCAGGUUCCGGUAUUCCUGAAGUGAAAGCAUACCUCAAUGGUGUGGAUGCAUAUUCAAUACUGGCUCCUAGUACUCUUUUUGUAAAGAUUUUUGGUUCAAUUUUUGGUGUAGCUGCUGGAUUUGUUGUUGGCAAAGAAGGGCCUAUGGUUCACACAGGUUCUUGCAUAGCUUCUUUAAUUGGGCAAGGAGGUUCCCGUAAAUAUGGUUUGACAUGGAGAUGGCUUCGAUAUUUCAAAAAUGAUCGCGACCGGAGAGACUUGAUAACUUGUGGAGCUGCUGCUGGUGUGGCUGCUGCUUUUCGUGCUCCGGUUGGUGGUGUCCUCUUUGCUCUUGAAGAGGCAGCUUCAUGGUGGAGGAGUGCUCUUCUUUGGAGAACCUUUUUCACGACGGCGGUAGUUGCUAUAGUUUUAAGAGGCUUCAUAGAUUUCUGCUCUACUGGAAGUUGUGGGUUGUUUGGGCAAGGAGGACUGAUUAUGUAUGAUAUUAGUGCAGCCAAAGUUGUAUAUAGUGUUCCAGAUAUACUGGCUGUGAUACUUCUAGGGGUUAUUGGAGGCCUCCUUGGAAGCCUAUAUAACUAUCUAGUGGAUAAGGUUCUUCGCACCUACAGCAUCAUUAAUGAAAAAGGAGCUGUUGUCAAGAUCGUACUUGUUAUUAUGAUCUCCCUGUUGACAUCGAUCUGCUCUUACGGCUUGCCGUGGUUAGCUACGUGCGUCCCCUGCCCCGACAAUGUAUCUACAAGUUGCCCCAACACUGAUGUGUCUGGCAACUACAAGAGCUUCCAAUGCCCACCUGGUCAUUACAAUGACCUGGCCUCUUUGUUUCUAAACACAAACGACGACGCUAUUCGCAACCUAUUGAGUACCAAUACCGCGAAAGAAUUCCAUAUUUCUUCUCUUCUAAUCUUCUUUGGUGCUGUUUACUUCCUUGGCAUAAUCACUUAUGGCAUAGCUGUCCCCUCUGGGCUCUUCAUCCCUGUCAUAUUGGCCGGAUCUUGCUACGGCCGUCUCGUUGGUAGGCUAUUUGAGCCGGUAUCUAAACUUGAUAAUGGUCUCUUUUCCCUCCUUGGUGCUGCUUCUUUUCUUGGUGGUACUAUGAGAAUGACAGUUUCCCUGUGUGUUAUACUGCUUGAGCUCACUAACGAUUUAUUGGUGCUUCCACUAAUCAUGCUGGUGCUCCUUAUCUCAAAAACCAUGGGUGACAUGUUCAACCAGGGCGUCUACGACCAAAUUGUAAAACUAAAAGGGUUGCCGUACAUUAAGGCCCAUCCGGAACAUUACAUGAAACAUUUAGUCGCCCGGGAUGUUGUUACCGGUCCUUUGAUCACCUUUUCUAGUGUUGAGAUGGUCGGAAACAUAAUACAUGCUUUGAGAAGCACAGGGCACAAUGGGUUCCCCGUGAUUGAUGAACCACCUUUUUCAGAUGCUCCUGAGUUGUGUGGGCUUGUUCUAAGAUCUCAUCUGCUUGUUUUGCUGAAGGGAAAGUUUUUUUCAAGGGAUAAGGUACUGGCACGAAAUGAGACUUUACGUAAUAUUGCUGAAUUAGACUUUGCCAAGGGAGGGUCAGGAAAGGGACUCAAACUAGAGGAUCUCGACAUUAAAGAGGAAGAAAUGGAUAUGCAUGUUGAUCUCCAUCCUAUCGUGAAUACAUCACCGUAUGCAGUCGCCGAGACCAUGUCACUGGCAAAAGCGGCUGUUCUCUUCCGUGAACUUGGUCUUCGGCACAUGUGUGUUGUACCAAAGAGUCGAGGGAGGCCUCCAGUAGUCGGGAUUUUGACACGGCAUGACUUCCUGCCGGAGCAUAUUCUGGGACUGUACCCCCACGUCAGAUACCGGAAGUGAUGAUUCCAAUGAGUCUAUAUUGGUGGAUUAAUGUUACCAAGUUGAUGUUUGGCCUACUUGCUGGAAAAGAAACCUAAAUUUUGAUGAUUGUGAACAGU
Molecule: messenger RNA, 2511 nt
Organism: Hibiscus syriacus
Lineage: Eukaryota; Viridiplantae; Streptophyta; Magnoliopsida; Malvales; Malvaceae
Product: chloride channel protein CLC-c-like
Exons: 8
Coding region: 116-2413 (765 amino acids)
Biological process (GO): transmembrane transport; chloride transport
Cellular component (GO): plant-type vacuole membrane; intracellular membrane-bounded organelle
Molecular function (GO): voltage-gated chloride channel activity
Source: RefSeq, a predicted model, not a curated record